AUGGAUAAAUUUGUAAUUGUUGGAGGAUUUUUAUGUUUUGCGGCCGAUGUCUUCGCCAUAGCGUCAUUGGCAACUCCUGAGUGGGUAGUGAUGGAGUUUGCGGGUAAGUCGCAAUACAUUUGAUUAAAACCUGAAUUUAUUGUAAAGCGGUGAUUAUGGGGUUGGAGAUCUAUUUGCAGAGAGAUUUCGUUUAAUUUACGUACAAAGUUACGACGUUAAUUUCCGAAUUGAUACCUUUGCGAAAAAAGGAAAAUCUGCCUAGUAACCGUAUAUUGAGGAAAGAAACCUUUGCAAGCUAAGUGGGUUGGUAUGUAUUGUGAGCGUAGAGAAGUACAACAGGAAACGUGUCGACAGCGUGUGAAACUAGAUAUAGUGUGUGGAAAGAGAAAUCAACGGACAAAACAAUUUAGAAAAUACGUAGCUGUAGUUUUAUGCUCAAGACCUGGAGAUUCUUUUUCUCGCAAAUAAUUGUAUGUGACCAUUUGAAUCAAAUUCACUUCAACUGUCAUGUUUAAUAUGAAGCUAUUCUUGGGAGUUUACCAUUAAAAUGCCAAUAGGAUUAAAAUUGCCUUGUACAGACAAGGCUGGCAUAAUUUGAUACUGAAUUGUAGAAAAUUAAUGUUUGUGUUAAUUUAAUUAAAUAUUUGAAAUUAAAACAAUGCAGAUUGAAGGAAAAAAAAAAAAAACUGAAGUUUGAAUAUGAGAGACAUUGAGGACCAGUCAUUUACACAAGGUCUCACCUCAACCAUGGUUUUACGCAAUCAGUGGGCCUCAAGCUUUCUCUCUAAGAGGCGUUGAUUUAAUUAAAUAAAUGUCCUUCUGCUAUUAGCUUUCAGCCAACUUACUAUUCACUUAUUUUAGAUGAAUAAAUGUUCAGAUAAAAGUUUCUGCUAAAUUUAGGAUUGUGUAGGAUGCAGUUUUGUGAAACAAUGGCUAAACUUUCUUCAAAUGACCAACCCUUACUAUGUUCUUUUUAGCAAUAGACUUUCUGUUGGUUUACUGGCCUAAUUACCCAUGUGGGAUGUUGGGAGAAUACUAGAAAACUUUGUUAUCACAAGCCAAAGGCAGUCAAUAUAUACAAAGUUUUGGAGUGUUUUCCCAACUUUCCAAGUGGUUAUUAUACUAGCCAAAUUGAUUGAAAGAAAACGCGGCACAUUUUAAUAUUGUAUAUGUUUACCUGUGCAAUUAUGCGCUUUAUUAAUAUAUAUUAGCAUUUUUCUUUAUCACUUUUUAACCCUUUAACUCCCAAGAUCUUAUCGUUAAUUCUCCCCUCUAGCUGCUACACAUUUCCUUGUAAAUUAGUUAUGAGAAUUUGGUGUUAGAUCGAGGUAACAACUUCUAACCAAGACAUUUGAGUAUUCUCAUUGCCUGUUUGCUGGGUAGUGCAUGGAUAUUGUAGGGGGGAAAGUUACUUGUUAAUCACUUAAUGGAGGUAAAGGGUUAGGAUCUUCCAACAUAAAAUACUUAAUGCAAACUCUUGUUUAAAAAGAGUUGGUGUUUGCUUUGGUUCAUCGCUGGGUUUCAAAAAAAAAAAAGCAAUAUAGAAUUGAUUGUUCUAUUUUCAGAAUAUGUUCUAAAUCUUCAAUCUUCUCUUUUGUUCCAAUAAGGUUCUGUUAGACUGGGGUUGACUGUCAUGUGUCAGAAAUCAGAGGGGCAACCAGAGGUGUGUGUUACCCCUGAUUUACCCCAAGAGUGGCUGGCUACUCUAUUGUUUAUGAUUUUGGGUGUGGUAGCUCUGACACUCACUUGCUUUUUGCUACUGGUGUCUCCCUGGAAACCUUCCAUUGUGGAUGCAGCCAAGUGGAUUGUUUUUCUUGGAAGUAAGUAUUAAAGAUUUGAAGAUUGCAACAUGAAUUUCUGAACUUUGUUGGUACAUGCCAGAAGUUGAAGAAUAAUCUUUGAUUUGACAAGUUAAGUUUCAUUUUGCUUGUAUGUAUGCCAAGGUACAAAUGACUGGAAGAGUUUUUUUUUUAAAUUGGUUGAUCUUUUUACCCCUGUGAACGAUUAUUUUCUUCAAAUGAUUAUAACAAACUUCUCCAUUUGCUCUUGUUAAUUUACCCUACUGCUACUCAUCAUUCAUAGUAAAAGGUACCAGUCUGUUAUAGUUUAUUUGCCACUUGUGCAGUAGAAAUAUUACAGACUGUCAUGAUGUGUAUUUACCCUUUACACUCUAACAUCAGUAUGUAAGUUCUCCAUACUGUUCUCUUUACAUUUCCUGUGCUUCUCAUAAGGAGAAUUUGUUUAACAAUCAGGAGCUUCUUGAGCUUGCAAUCAUUUCCUCAAUUCUCAUGAACUUAAUGUUUGAUUCAAGGGUGAUACUGUUGGGAGAAAUUAGAUGCUUAAUGUUAGAAAAUUUUGCAUUAACAUGUUCCUUUUCAUUUUGUAGUGAUAGUGUUCUGUCUGGCAGCCCUCACAUUCCCAAUGGGAUUUCAAAUGCCAGAGAUUGGUGGAAAACCAUACAAGUUACCGCAAGGAACACACGUUGGACCUUCAUUUUUUCUUUAUAUAUUUUGUAUAGUUUUCACAAUUGCUUCUGAACUUUUUAUAUUCAAAGUUUGUCCACUCUUGCUUAGGUAA
Messenger RNA from Pocillopora meandrina, 2577 nucleotides. The record is from the annotation of a GenBank genome assembly. NCBI's taxonomy places the organism in Eukaryota, Metazoa, Cnidaria, Anthozoa, Scleractinia, Pocilloporidae.